This is a messenger RNA of Tetrahymena thermophila SB210, 1643 nucleotides long. RefSeq lists its product as hypothetical. The record is from RefSeq and is a predicted model, not a curated record. NCBI's taxonomy places the organism in Eukaryota, Ciliophora, Oligohymenophorea, Hymenostomatida, Tetrahymenidae. The transcript has 5 exons.
AUUUGCUGUAAAGAUUAGUGUCUAUAAUUUAUUAAUCAAUACUUACUUGCUAAUUAAUUGCACAAAAAUAAUUCAUACUCACUUUAGAUAUUCUAAAACAAAAGAUAUCAUUAAAAUGAAUGCAAAUUAAGCUAGGUCUUAUAGGCAAAAAAGAAGAGAUAUAGGAAAUUUUGAAGAGUACGGUGAAGACAAUGAUGAGGAGUUCGUCAAAAAUGCUGGAGAGACAAUCAAAAGAGCUGAAGAAGAUUAAAAGGUCAAAAAGAUUCAAAACUAAAUAAACUAUUUCGGAUACAUGAUAGAACCACUAAAUAUGAAGAAUGAAAGAGAAGAGAAAGAAAUAGAUGAAGAGGGUAAUUAUCGCUUUAGUUGGAAAAGAGAAAAAGAAAACAGUGAUGCCUGGCUGAGCCAGCUAGAUGAAGAUUAGUAUGGAUUCAAAAUGUAUUUCAAUUCAAAGCAAGAAAAGGGAGUUUAUAGCGACGAUGAUGAGAAUGACAAAGGUAGUGACGAGGAAAUAGAAGAAAAAUAAAAGAAAUUUAAAAGAAAUAAUGAAGACAUAAAGGGAAAAUUCGAAGAUAGCGAUAUUUUAAGCUUAUCAAAGGAAUUAGUAUAAAUAUUAGAAGAAGGAUAAAAAGAAAUCACAGACAUAAUGAUAGUUAUUACUCCUAAAAUCAGGAUAGACCAAAUAAAUGAAAAGUUGAAGAAAAACGAAAAGCCUGUCUUUCCUUUUAAGAAAAACAUAAGAUAAAAAGAAAAGGAAGAACAAGAAAACAAGAUAAAGGAAUGGGAAAGCAAUAAGAUUAGCUAAGAAGAAGAAAUUCGUAUUAAAAAUAUGAGCAAUGACUUAAUUGAAAUUAUCAAAGAAUUAGAAAUCAAACUUCAUACUGCAACUUUAUGGGAAAAAGAUUUAGACUUUUUCAAAGAAAUGAUGCAAAAAGAAGAAGCAAAAUUAGCUAAAUAAAAUCAAAAUAAGGGUGGUGAUGAAGAAGAAGAAGAAAAUGUUGCUGAAGAAGACGAUUUAAAAUUAAUACCAAAGCAAUUAUUAGAUAAAUUAAAUGCCGGUACUCUUACAGAGGAUGAAGAAGACGAAGUUAGGAGAUUGAUCAUGAUGGCAAGAAUGAGGAGAAACAGAAAAGAUAGCAGUAGUAGCAGCGAAGAAGAACUUAGAACUGGUAACCUCUAGUUUGAUGACUCAGACCCAGAAGAAGAAGAUGAAGAAUCUAAAAAAGCAUAGUAAAAUGAAGUCAAAGUUCCAAUAUCUUAGCAAAACAAUCCAUAGAAAUAACCUCAGUAAUAAUAAUUCAAAGCACCAAAUCCUGUUGUGAGAAGAAAUUCUUAGCCAGAAAUAAAUAAUGUUUUAUAAAAUUAACCCAAGCCCAUUCCCACUGUAGCUUUACCACCAUAAUAAAUAGUUGCUGAGCUUUAGAAAAUUACUUAAAGAGUAAUUAAUUAACCAAUUGAAGAAGAAGAAAUUCCUGAUUCAAAACCCGUAUCAAAACCAGCACCUAAAACUUAAAAUCGCUACAAAGAUGAAGAUGAUGAAUUUGAUAUUUUUAAUUGAAUAAAACUAAUUUAUUUUUUAAUUUUUGUAUUUUUUGUUUUGUAAAAGUUAAAUUAAAAAAAAAAGUAAGAUUAAUUCAAAGAUA